UGUGUGUAUCAGUAUGUAUUCUGUGGUUUGGAUGUCACGCACAUUGCGAUACCUUUUAAGUUCGUUGGUUACCUUAGCAACGUUCACAUUUCCACUGUUUAUUAGUGUCCUUAGGUCGAUUUCUUUCAUAAUGGCCGGUCUUAAAAUCGGAAAUGAUACGGAAGAUAUGUUUUACGAAAAUCUUUCCUUGGGAUUAGCAAAAGUGUUGAAUAAUAUUCCAAGAAUAACCAACGUGACGCUCGAGAAACGGCUGCCAUGCGAAAAGGCUCAAGUUACAGCAUGGGAAUCGAGGCACAAUGUUUAUCUUCCGGACGACAUGAAGCGAUUUUAUCUUUCUACGGAUGGAUUCAAUUUUUACUGGAGCUACCAAUAUUCGCCCAAUGAUGUAAGACGUGUUGGUCACAUACACUUUCCACAUUUAAUACAGAUAACUUUGGUAAGGGACAACAUUGACACCAUCCUAACCGUUAGUCCAAAUACGACUCUCACAGUUCCACCCAUCAUCCGGCAAUCGAAUUACGUUGAUCUUAGCUCGGGAAACCUCGAUCACCUUAAUCUGAAUUCAAGAAGCAAAAUUUUUGAGCUCAGCACGAUUGCAAACCUGGCCAAGGUGUGUCUUGUGUACGAAACUCCGGAAAGUUCAAGCCCAAAAAUAUUUCUCCUCGAGACAAAUUCGUUACGUUGGCAAUUUCUUGCAGAAUCGUUCACAGAGUACUUGCGAAUGAGCAUUGCUCAUCUGGGGCUACCGUACUGGGAACUGUGCUUCUCCAGCUGUGGUUUGCCUGCUUGGACUGAGCAACUGUUUCUGCUACUAGCACCGCAUCUUUUAGAGAAAAAUGAUAAUCGAAGGCUUAAAAAUAUAGUUUGCAUUAAUGAGAAUCCUCCAUAUAAUGUACUAGAUCCGGCCGUGUUUCGGACAAAGCUUCGCUGCUCGCGUCAGACACAGAAAAUGCGUUUGAAUAAUUAGAUACUUUGUAUACGGGUAUAUUUUCACUACUAUUUGCAUUGCCACAACGCUGUAACUGUAUUUCGAGUUUUAUAUAUUUGUCUAAAUCAAUUUACAAUUUUUACAAACAAGUUCACGCUGUCAGAAUAUGGAUACCUGAUGUAGUGAAUGACGAUGUGAAACCAAUGCUUGACGAUCGAUUUUCGAUGUUAAUGAACCGUUCGAUAGAGAUCAAGAUAUGAUUUCCGUAAGCAAUGUGUUUUUUCAAUACGUCCAAAUAUCAUCCGGUUGUUGUACGCUUUUUAUCUUACAUGUUACAUUAUUCUCUUGCUUGCAUUUAAAAAAAAGUAAAAAAAAAACUAUUGUUACAUAUGAAAAUUCGUUCAACUUUAAUCAUUGACUUUAAGUACGCAUAUAAGCAUAUAAGUAGAAAUAAAGCACCUUCACGGAUUUCAGUCUCGGAUGGAGAUGAAUUUUUGAA
This is a messenger RNA of Anopheles gambiae (African malaria mosquito), 1427 nucleotides long. Its product is annotated as tubulin polyglutamylase complex subunit 2. The transcript has 3 exons. Lineage: Eukaryota; Metazoa; Arthropoda; Insecta; Diptera; Culicidae. The coding region runs from base 14 to 967 and encodes 317 amino acids. Gene Ontology annotation, biological process: protein polyglutamylation. The record is from RefSeq and is a predicted model, not a curated record.